GUAGCUGCUGUGUCAGUUAUCACUCUUGAAACAACAAUGGUUCGCGGAAACUCUCUUAUAGAUGACUUGAGACUUCUUAUUAAUAAUCCUCGAUACAGUGAUUUGGAAAUCUGGUGCAAAGAUGAUUCUGUUCUUUAUGGAAAUCGUGCAAUUCUUGCCGCUCGUUCCGAG
Messenger RNA from Acaulospora morrowiae, 171 nucleotides. The record is from the annotation of a GenBank genome assembly. NCBI's taxonomy places the organism in Eukaryota, Fungi, Glomeromycota, Glomeromycetes, Diversisporales, Acaulosporaceae.